UUCGUCGUCUUUCUCCGCUGUAGGAACCGUCAAAACCCUAACCAGGACCGAGAGGGUGAUAUAAACCCUGUCAAGUUUUCUUCGUUCCAUGGCGACCACCUCCGCCUACGCCGCGUCUUCCUCCGUCGUUCGCAUUCUCUGCUCCAAUCCCGCCCGCGAUCCCCCUUCCGGCUUUAAGGGUUGCAGGGGUUUUAGCGGGAGUUUACGGUUCUCCUCGAAGAGGAGCACAGCGCCGCUCGCGAUGAUGUCACGGAGAUCGGACACGAGUCUGGGUGACGGGGAUAGGGAGAAGGACACGAGCACCUCGGCUGUGGCGGAGGGUUUUGCUGAUCGCUUGGAUGAUUUAUCUUCGGAGUCGGAAUUGGAGGAGAGGGAACCGAGCGUCGCCACGAUAUUGACUAGCUUUGGAAAUUCGUUUGAUCCCUAUGGAGCUAUGAGUACACCAUUGUACCAAACAUCCACAUUUAAGCAGCCUUCAGCAACUACUUAUGGCCCCUAUGACUAUACCAGAAGCGGUAAUCCUACUCGAGAUGUGCUGCAAAGUCUUAUGGCUAAGCUUGAGAAGGCUGAUCAGGCAUUUUGCUUCACUAGUGGCAUGGCUGCUCUUGCUACUGUUACACAUCUUGUUGAAGCUGGUCAAGAAAUCGUUGCUGGAGAUGACAUAUAUGGCGGCUCUGACCGGUUGCUAUCACGAGUGGUUCCAAAGAGUGGGGUUAUCGUGAAACGAGUUAACACAUCUGACAUCAAUGAGGUGGCAUCUGCAAUUGGCCCUUCGACAAAGCUUGUGUGGUUAGAGAGCCCAACAAAUCCUCGCCAACAGAUAACCGACAUACGAAAAAUCUCCGAGAUAGCUCAUUCCUUUGGUGCGUUAGUUAUGGUGGACAAUAGUAUCUUGUCUCCAGUGCUAUCUCAGCCAUUACAACUUGGAGCAGAUAUUGUGAUGCACUCAGCUACUAAAUUUAUCUCUGGUCAUAGUGAUCUUAUGGCAGGCAUCCUUGCUGUAAAGGGUGACAGCUUGGCCAAAGAGAUUGCAUUCCUCCAAAAUGCGGAAGGCUCUGGAUUGGCACCAUUUGAUUGUUGGCUUUGCUUGCGAGGUAUCAAGACCAUGGCUCUGCGUGUAGAGAAACAACAGGCUAAUGCACAGAAGCUUGCUGAAUUCCUAUCAUCCCACCCGAGGGUGAAGCAAGUGAACUAUGCCGGACUUCCUGGCCAUCCUGGGCGCUCGUUGCAUUAUUCUCAGGCAAAAGGUGCUGGUUCUGUACUUAGCUUCUUGACAGGAUCACUAGCUCUCUCAGAGCAUAUUGUGCAAAGCACCAAGUACUUCAGUGUAACUGUUAGUUUUGGGAGCGUGAAGUCCUUGAUAAGCUUGCCAUGCUUCAUGUCCCAUGCAAGUAUACCGGCUUCAGUUCGUGAGGCUAGGGGUCUGACCGAUGACCUUGUUCGUAUCUCUGUUGGCAUUGAGGACAUUGAGGAUCUUAUGGCAGAUUUAGACUAUGCCAUUAGAUCCGGGCCAGGUUAAAGUCGAUGCUGUUGUUCAUCCACUUGUGCUUUCUUGUGAAUCAAAUCCCUGCUUAGCUGUAAGUUGAAUGGGUAAAACUACUUCCAUUCCAUUCGGACAACCAGUAGUUGGUCCCCUUCUAGGAAAAGUUAUUUAUGAAUCUUUGGGAGGUAUUGACUAUAUGGAAAUAAGAUAGAGGGAGAGGAUGCAGAAACCUUGUAUCCUUGUUUGGCACAUUUUGAUGCUGCUGUUGAUGGAUUUUGAUUGGUAUGUGAUGCAUAAUUUAUCAC
Molecule: messenger RNA, 1788 nt
Organism: Musa acuminata subsp. malaccensis (wild Malaysian banana)
Lineage: Eukaryota; Viridiplantae; Streptophyta; Magnoliopsida; Zingiberales; Musaceae
Product: cystathionine beta-lyase, chloroplastic
Biological process (GO): transsulfuration; 'de novo' L-methionine biosynthetic process
Cellular component (GO): cytoplasm
Molecular function (GO): pyridoxal phosphate binding
Source: RefSeq, a predicted model, not a curated record